AUGGCAAUGGAAUGGAUAAAUGCGAUUGAUAAAAGACCAUGCGAUCGUAACAUGAGAGAUGUGGAAUUAAUAGCUUGCCGUCUGCGUCGAGUGGAGCCUCUUUGUAGAUUAACAAACUCUGCACUACAACAGCUAGCUAUGUGCGGCUUCUAUGAGGAUUUAGAGAAAGGAGUAACUUUAUUUCGUGCUGGUGAACAGGGACGGUAUUGGUAUGCGGUAUUAGGAGGACAAUUGGAAGUUCGGUAUCAUGCGACAGCUGAUAGUGAUGCAAAAAGUCCAAUCACAUUAUGUAACCUUGGUGUUGGCGCGACGUUCGGUGAAUCUGUUCUGACUGACUUACCACGCGACAGUACCGUUGUAACAAAGACUACAUGUGAACUACUGCGGGUUGAGCAACAAGACUUUCGCUUAAUAUGGGAGAAAAACAAGGAAUUAAUGAACGACAUUAUACUGAAUUGUAAAUUCAAAAAUGGUUUUGCAACACCAGUCACACAAAAUAUUCCAGUAUCGCCUACAAAGAAGCAACUGUCACCAGAUCAUCCAAAUCCAGCACUUCCGAUAACUGAAUCACCAAGUCCUGCAAUGCAUAAAAUGGGAUGGGCGUUAAGAACACUUCUGUUAAACGACAGCACAGGAUGCUUGAAAGAUCGAAAAGUGUCAGGUAGAUUGAUAAGAAAAUGUGCACCAGGCAGUGAAUUGGUAGAUUGGCUAAUGAAUUUAUCGCCUGUCGUACACACACGAAUUCAAGCGACUGGCAUGUGGCAAGCGUUGUUGGAGGAAGGUGUUAUUUCACAUGUUGCAAAAGAGCAGCCAUUUAAGGAUAAAGUUUUUCUUUAUCGAUUUCGUGCGGACGAGGAUGGAAGCGGUACAUCUCCAUCGACAGAUGAUACAAGUUCAGCUAAUGAUCACAUUAAAGAGGGAUUAACGCAGCUUCUUCAUCGUGGUCCUGAUGCAACUUUAAGACUAAUUUUAAGGAAACCAUCCCACGAGCGAACGCCGGAGGAAUUGGAAUUAGUAUUUGAGGAAUUGUUACAUAUCCCAGCCUUAUCACACCUUUCAACAUCAAUUAAGCGUGAACUUGCUUCAAUCAUUGUCUUCGAAUCUCAUGCUCAAGCGGGAACUGUUUUGUUUAAUCAAGGUGAUGAGGGUAGAUCGUGGUAUAUUUUACAGAAAGGCAAAGUAGACGUCGUAAUUCAUGGGAAAGGAACAGUUGCAACAUUAAAAGAAGGAGAUGACUUUGGAAAGCUUGCACUUAUUAAUGAUGCCCCAAGAGCUGCUACAAUUGUACUAAAAGAAAAUAACUGUCAUCUGUUGAGAGUGGAUAAGGAGCAUUUUAAUCGAAUAUUAAGGGAUGUAGAGGCAAAUACGCUUAGAUUACAGGAACAUGGAAAGGAUGUGCUUAUACUCGAGAGAGUCGCUAAGCAGCGUGGAUUAACUGCAUUUAAGUAUACUGUGAUGUCGGGAACGCCGCCAAAAAUGCUUGAGCAUUUAUUAGAUACUAGAUUAGGUGUACAAAUGGGACCAAAUGAUGACUCGUUUUUAGAUGAUUUUUUAUUGACGCACAUUGUUUUCAUGCCAAUUGCACAAUUAGUCGAUGAAUUAGCUAGCCAUUAUCAUAACGAACUGGAAAAUCAUUCUGGUGCUGACAGUCCUGAAGAUUAUGAUUAUUUAUUAACAUGUAAGAAACGUGUCGUUCAAUUUAUUCAACGUUGGGUAAUGGCUGUUCGACAUGCGGUUUUUGAGGAUCCUGCCGCGGCACAUUUCAUUGAGGAGAUAGCAACAGAUGUAGAGGCGGAUCCAGCCUUACAAGAAGAAGCUGGAAUAAUUCAUCAUGUGUUAACGCAGAUGUCACGUUACCAAGAAGAUCGACAACAGAAUAUGGGACAAAAGUGGAAAUUACCACCUAAUGGUCAACCUAUAUGUCUCUUUAGUGGCAAUGUAACAGCAACUCGGACAAUUAUUCGCAUGGACGAUGACAUAAUUUUUCGUGUCUAUUGUGCCGAUCAUACUUUUUGUACAUUACGUUUUCCCAUCUUUACAACGGCUGAGGUGAUAAAAAUUUGUGCAGCUGACAAGCUACAGAUUACAACAAAUCGUGGACCAGAAGACUUAGUAUUAGUUGAAGUAAAAUCGAAUGGUGAACGAACCGUUUAUAAGGAUAAUGACUUAAGCAUUCCCACAACAUUGACGCUUAAUGGACGAAUCUUUAUAUCACCAAAAGAUCAUUUAGAUGCUUUAACGCCUCUACCUGAGCAGGAAGGUCCAACGGACGGUUUAGAGAUGGAUGUUGAAGCAUUACCAACAAAAGACUUGGCUUAUCAUAUGACAUUAUUCGAUUGGGAUCUAUUUUGGGCUGUGCAUGAGUAUGAGCUUUUAUAUCAUACAUUCGGUAGACAUCAUUUCAAUAAGAUAACGAGUAAUCUUGACGUUUUCAUACGACGCUUCAAUGAAAUUCAGUAUUGGGUCGUGACGGAAGUUGUCUCCGCAUCAAAUUUGAAUAAACGUGUAGCGCUUCUCAAGAAGUAUAUCAAACUUGCCGCCUAUUGUAAGGAAUACCAAAAUCUUAAUGCAUUCUUCGCAAUUGUAAUGGGAAUGUCAAAUACAGCAGUAUCGAGACUAACACAAACGUGGGAUAAAUUACCAUCAAAAUUUCGAAAACUCUUUACAGAGUUUGAGGCACUUAUAGAUCCGAGUCGAAAUCACAGAGCUUACAGAAUGUCGGUAGGAAAAUUACAACCGCCAGUGAUUCCAUUUAUGCCAUUAUUACUAAAAGAUAUGACAUUUGCACAUGAAGGUAAUAAAACGAGUGUAGACGGACUUGUUAACUUUGAGAAGAUGCAUAUGAUGGCGUCAACAAUGAGAGCUGUAAGGUUUUGUCGUUCAAGGCACUUGGUUCUCGAUCCACCCUCACCAAAGAACAAUGAUUCACAAAUUCGUUCGUACAUUGGUUGCUUCCGUGCCAUAGAUUGUCAAAAGACCCUCAAUUUAUUGUCGAAAAAGGUUGAGCCAAGAUAA
This is a messenger RNA of Chironomus riparius, 3015 nucleotides long. Lineage: Eukaryota; Metazoa; Arthropoda; Insecta; Diptera; Chironomidae. The record is from the annotation of a GenBank genome assembly.